AUGUUCUACCCUUGUGCGCUGCAUCAGGCGGACCUCGGGUGGUCGAAGCGGCUGGUCGAGUACGUGGUCGCGUACAUCAAAGGGCCCAAACCUGGCAGAAACGGGUCGACGAAGGCGCUGGAGGACAUGAAUGAUGGGCUGCACAGGCUGAGCAACUUGACUCCUGGCCUGCACCCGCCCACGUGCUUCACCCUCGACCCGGGCAAGAGCAGCAGCGCGAACGACGCGGACAAGGUCGCGAAGGCGACGGGCAAGGAGGCCCGAGUGCUCUCCAUCUGUUUGCCGUACCUUGCUGCGCGCUACAUACCGUGGCCGUCGAUUCGGGAGAACAUCAUCCGCGUGCUCGUCGCGUUCCUCGAUUGGAGUCUGCUGCGAGAGACGCGGAAUCCAAGCACCGAGGAGCUUGACGCGCUCGACGCAGCGUACAAGCACCUCCUGGAGGUGUACGAAGAGGUCUUCGAGGAGAAGCCGGACUUCCCGAAGGCGCACUCCGGCUGGCACUACCGCGAGCUGCUGGAGGAUUUUGGAGAUGUCGCGGUGGGGUCGACGAACAUGUUUGAGAGCGGGCACAAGAUGAUGACGGGGCGCAGCAACUACAACGCGAGCACCUACCGCCGACAGGCUGUGCUCCGCGCAUUGCGCAUCGAGACUAUGCUCCUCGUGCAGCCGCCGAGGCCGAGGAUGCGGCAUCGCACCCAGCCCACGGCCGCAUCGGGGUCGUUCCUGACAUCCGUGAGCAUUCUGGACCUGCGCAAUAUGGACUUCGGCAAGUUGAUGCGUUUGAAUGCCCGCGAGCGUGCAGCGUCGAACCUGCGACUCGCAGUUUGCGCGGUUCCGGAGCUGCAGCUGGUGCCGCUGGCGCUCAUCGAAUUCGUGCAUGGCGAGCUCGUGCGCCAGGGCCGCGACGACCCGGUCGCAGCAGCGCAGAGCGUGCUGGGAGCGACGUGCAACCUGGCAAAGGGAGUCAAGAUCGAAGACGAGUGCGGGAUCGCGCGGGCUUCGCCAUUCGACACGACGCCGGGUGCCCGGACCCGCGACGCUCCGGCGCCCACCGUCGGCAGGACGUGGGACGUCGAGGUCGAGGUUGACGGCGUCGAUCGGCUAGCGCGCCUUGUCGCUGUCGUCGAGGCCUGCUCAGCGACCCAGCCCGUGACGACGGACGCGAUCGCCGUGGUCAAGCUGUUCGCCGACGAGGACCACCAAGGCGAGUUGUUGCCGAGCGAGGGCGGUCACGGCGGAGCGCUUCCUGGGCAGCGCAUGGCGUGGGCGACGAAAUGGCGGCACUGCACCACCAGGGGAAGAACGUUGCUGCACCCAGACGUCCGCGCUGUCCCGGUGAGGAACAUCGUGCGCACGGUGCUCAUGCACCCGCUCGGCCCGGAGCUGGACGGUGCCGAUGACGGACAUCUAUGGCCAGGAGCAAUGUUGAACGACAACUUCACGCAAGAGACCUUCCUGGAGAAUACGUACCUGGAGCUCAUUCAUGAGCGCCUGUGA
Messenger RNA from Pedinophyceae sp. YPF-701, 1497 nucleotides. The record is from the annotation of a GenBank genome assembly. Lineage: Eukaryota; Viridiplantae; Chlorophyta; Pedinophyceae.